AUGAAAAUCCUUUUUUUCCUCUUUAUUCUCUACCUAAACUCAAAAACUACGGUAAUUCUAAAAUUUUUGGCGCGAAAUUCAAAAAAUUUCAGGUGCUAGCCGUGGAGAAUUGCGAAUUUUCGCUGCGCAAAAUUCCCGGAUUCGAUCCGCUGAUUUUGACGGACAAAAAUGGGCGACAGUGUCGCGGAAGUGUUGAGCUACCCUUUUGCAAGGGUUACUGUAGAUCCAGCGAGGUACUGUGGAUUUUUCGCGCGAAAAUUUGUGAUUUUUUGAGCCCGAAUAAGCCUAGGCCUGGGCUAGGACUAGGCCCGGCCCGGGCCUAGGCUUAUUCGGGCUCAAAAAAUUGCAAAUUUCUCACCUUCAGGCCGGCUCCAUCGGAUUCCCAUCCAAAACUCAAAAUAGCUCCGCGUGCAUUUUGAUCAAAACCUCAGAACGCCGUGUACCUUUAAGCGAUUGUGAUGAGGGAGCGAGUGAUGAGAUUCGAUUCAUCAAAUUGCCACAUGGAACAUCGUGUAAAUGCUCGAUUUUGCCAAUUAAUUAG
Messenger RNA from Caenorhabditis angaria, 541 nucleotides. NCBI's taxonomy places the organism in Eukaryota, Metazoa, Nematoda, Chromadorea, Rhabditida, Rhabditidae. The record is from the annotation of a GenBank genome assembly.